AUGGCAGCAAAAGGACACAAAAACCUUGUCUGGGGGUGUUGCUCGAUUGGUCUGCAGGACCAGAACUAUAUGAUAUGUACAGAAUGCACCAAACUUUAUCAUCUUGAAUGUCUGUCAAUACCAAACAAUGAAGACGAUCCUACCACGUCUACGUGGCUGUGCUCUCAAUGUCAUGGAACGCAAAAAUUGGGUAAUAAUGAUAACACCCCGGUUCGCUACAACCCAAAUAUAACUGUGAGGCCGGGAAAGAGGCAAGCUUUGAACUCCCCACCAAAGGCUUCAGAUGAAAGGCCAAUAACAAGGGACGAGAUGCAAGAAAUUAUCAAGGACGUAGUGACUCAAUUCCAAAAGACAAUGCGCAUCACCAUAUCGGACAUCCUAGGCACUGAACUAAAAUCUUUGAAGGAGGAAAUAGUGGAUAUGAAGGAGUCUAUGAAUUUCAUGAAUACAAAAUAUGAUGAUUUCUUAAAUUUACGCGAACACUACACAUUGAAUAAAACUUAA
Parnassius apollo (apollo) is the source of this 504-nucleotide messenger RNA. Lineage: Eukaryota; Metazoa; Arthropoda; Insecta; Lepidoptera; Papilionidae. The record is from the annotation of a GenBank genome assembly.